Molecule: messenger RNA, 5389 nt
Organism: Homo sapiens (human)
Lineage: Eukaryota; Metazoa; Chordata; Mammalia; Primates; Hominidae
Gene: NISCH
Product: nischarin
Exons: 9
Coding region: 1807-4803 (998 amino acids)
Cellular component (GO): early endosome; recycling endosome; plasma membrane
Molecular function (GO): integrin binding; phosphatidylinositol binding
Source: RefSeq, a predicted model, not a curated record
AGGGUGUGCCGUCCCGAGUGGAGCCGAGGCUCGGGACACGCAGGAAAGGACGCCGCCUGCCCGGGCUCCUGGAGACGCAGAACUUGGUGUGAGGUCUUGGGAAAACAGUUCAACCCGAUGUUUUAAGAGCCAGAAAAACAUUCCCACCCCUUGACCUGGUAACCCCACUGGUGGGGAUUUUCUCUUAGAGGGAUAAGAUACCGGGAAGGGGAGGUGAAAUGCUCACCACUGCCAAAACACGGGCUGCAACUGCAACAUCGGAGGAUGAGAGGGAGAGUCGGCUGUGGUGCAGAAUGCUCAGCAGCCCUCCCAGCAGGGACAGGAAGACUGGGCAGGAAGAGGGGAGAAGCAUUCAAGUUAAGGCAAAAGGCCCAACGCAGAGCAGCACACUGAGGUCACACCUGUGAGAUGUGGAAGAGAAUUCCUGAGCGUGGAGCGAUGGGGUUAGGUGCCAGGAUGAUUGCCCAUUUUGCUUCUGUCAGACUCUUGACUAAGGAUUUCUGGUUGCAUUUUAUUACAUAAAAGCCAGGGAGGUUAUAUCACGGUGAGAAAGCUUCCCUGACGCUGCCUCCUGUAGCGCAGCCAAGCGAGCCUGUGGAGGUACCAUAUGACUGUAGGCCUCUGGGGACAGGGAGCUGCAUCUGCUUCUCAAGGCCAGGGACACAGCCAUUUCUGCCAGCAUCUGUUGAUCAGUGAGUGAGUGAGUGGGCAGGUAGAGCAGGAGCCAGUGAAGAGCAGGCCCUGGAUGGGUGGGGAUGCACCAUGUCCCCAGGCUGCAGCUGCAGGCAGCCCCCCACAUUGUCGGAGAAGCCUCUGCACCAGCUCAGCCCCCUCCUCACUCCCCUUGUGCCCUGGGGACACUCUGCAGAGGGGCACUCUGCAGUCUGUCCCCGCCAUCGCUGGACUUCUGGACAUGGCCUCCAGAUUUGCACCUCUUAAAUAAAACUGCAGUGGAUGUCUUUGUGUGCACCUCUCUUUCCUUUUGGUGAGAAACAGCAAAGAUCGGACCCCUAAGGACUCUCCUGAUGUCUCCGCUCUAUCCGCUGAGUGCCCUUUCUGACCACUUGUUUGUACAGGCCACGGUCCAGGACGGGAGCAGAUAGACUGUCCCUGUCCCUGUCCACAUUUCCUUGGUCCAAACAGGGCUUGUGGGAGGUAGUGGCAAAAGGUGUUGGUCUUUUUCUCACUGAUUUGGAGGCCUCCCCGUGUGUUUUUUCAGCCGCGUGUUCCUGGGUCUUGCCUGGAUGGACAGGGUUUUUUAGCGCGUGGGAGCAGCUUUGCUGACCCAUGCCUGUUGCUUCCAGCCUGAUUCCCGAGAAGGGAGCCUGCUUGCGAAGGAACUGGCACUCGGGCCUGCCUGAAGGGGGCGCUGUCCAGACAACACCCAGCCUCCCGUCGUGGCAGGCGCUGUCGGAGCCAUGGAUGAUUGUGACCAAUAGGGGUGGUCGCCAGAGUUGAUUGUCCAGCCAGGCCCAGGGGCUGAGAGGAGGCUGUGUGGAGAGGUGGUUAGGAGCCAGGGCUCGGUCAGCUGAGUUCGCAUGCCAGCUUCCUAGCUGUGGGACCUCAAGCAACUUGUAGCCCCUCUGAAGCUGUUUUCUCAACUGUGAAGUGGACGCACCCUACUUCAUUGAUUCUAAGAGGCACGCAUUUCCACCUUGUGACUUCUCUGAAACUGAGGUGCGUCUUUCAGUCAGUGGCGUCUCAUAGUCGCUGUCAGCCAGCUGGUAUUCGAGAUGGAGUCGUGGAAAACCCGUGGACACCUUCCGCUAGGACCAAGAUGGCGCCACCUGCCGCAUCUUAGAUUUGAUGAAAUGUGGAAUCAUGUUCGUUCAGGAGGAGGCCCUGGCCAGCAGCCUCUCGUCCACUGACAGUCUGACUCCCGAGCACCAGCCCAUUGCCCAGGGAUGUUCUGAUUCCUUGGAGUCCAUCCCUGCGGGACAGGCAGCUUCCGAUGAUUUAAGGGACGUGCCAGGAGCUGUUGGUGGUGCAAGCCCAGAACAUGCCGAGCCGGAGGUCCAGGUGGUGCCGGGGUCUGGCCAGAUCAUCUUCCUGCCCUUCACCUGCAUUGGCUACACGGCCACCAAUCAGGACUUCAUCCAGCGCCUGAGCACACUGAUCCGGCAGGCCAUCGAGCGGCAGCUGCCUGCCUGGAUCGAGGCUGCCAACCAGCGGGAGGAGGGCCAGGGUGAACAGGGCGAGGAGGAGGAUGAGGAGGAGGAAGAAGAGGAGGACGUGGCUGAGAACCGCUACUUUGAAAUGGGGCCCCCAGACGUGGAGGAGGAGGAGGGAGGAGGCCAGGGGGAGGAAGAGGAGGAGGAAGAGGAGGAUGAAGAGGCCGAGGAGGAGCGCCUGGCUCUGGAAUGGGCCCUGGGCGCGGACGAGGACUUCCUGCUGGAGCACAUCCGCAUCCUCAAGGUGCUGUGGUGCUUCCUGAUCCAUGUGCAGGGCAGUAUCCGCCAGUUCGCCGCCUGCCUUGUGCUCACCGACUUCGGCAUCGCAGUCUUCGAGAUCCCGCACCAGGAGUCUCGGGGCAGCAGCCAGCACAUCCUCUCCUCCCUGCGCUUUGUCUUUUGCUUCCCGCAUGGCGACCUCACCGAGUUUGGCUUCCUCAUGCCGGAGCUGUGUCUGGUGCUCAAGGUACGGCACAGUGAGAACACGCUCUUCAUUAUCUCGGACGCCGCCAACCUGCACGAGUUCCACGCGGACCUGCGCUCAUGCUUUGCACCCCAGCACAUGGCCAUGCUGUGUAGCCCCAUCCUCUACGGCAGCCACACCAGCCUGCAGGAGUUCCUGCGCCAGCUGCUCACCUUCUACAAGGUGGCUGGCGGCUGCCAGGAGCGCAGCCAGGGCUGCUUCCCCGUCUACCUGGUCUACAGUGACAAGCGCAUGGUGCAGACGGCCGCCGGGGACUACUCAGGCAACAUCGAGUGGGCCAGCUGCACACUCUGUUCAGCCGUGCGGCGCUCCUGCUGCGCGCCCUCUGAGGCCGUCAAGUCCGCCGCCAUCCCCUACUGGCUGUUGCUCACGCCCCAGCACCUCAACGUCAUCAAGGCCGACUUCAACCCCAUGCCCAACCGUGGCACCCACAACUGUCGCAACCGCAACAGCUUCAAGCUCAGCCGUGUGCCGCUCUCCACCGUGCUGCUGGACCCCACACGCAGCUGUACCCAGCCUCGGGGCGCCUUUGCUGAUGGCCACGUGCUAGAGCUGCUCGUGGGGUACCGCUUUGUCACUGCCAUCUUCGUGCUGCCCCACGAGAAGUUCCACUUCCUGCGCGUCUACAACCAGCUGCGGGCCUCGCUGCAGGACCUGAAGACUGUGGUCAUCGCCAAGACCCCCGGGACGGGAGGCAGCCCCCAGGGCUCCUUUGCGGAUGGCCAGCCUGCCGAGCGCAGGGCCAGCAAUGACCAGCGUCCCCAGGAGGUCCCAGCAGAGGCUCUGGCCCCGGCCCCAGCGGAAGUCCCAGCUCCAGCCCCUGCAGCAGCCUCAGCCUCAGGCCCAGCGAAGACUCCGGCCCCAGCAGAGGCCUCAACUUCAGCUUUGGUCCCAGAGGAGACGCCAGUGGAAGCUCCAGCCCCACCCCCAGCCGAGGCCCCUGCCCAGUACCCGAGUGAGCACCUCAUCCAGGCCACCUCGGAGGAGAAUCAGAUCCCCUCGCACUUGCCUGCCUGCCCGUCGCUCCGGCACGUCGCCAGCCUGCGGGGCAGCGCCAUCAUCGAGCUCUUCCACAGCAGCAUUGCUGAGGUUGAAAACGAGGAGCUGAGGCACCUCAUGUGGUCCUCGGUGGUGUUCUACCAGACCCCAGGGCUGGAGGUGACUGCCUGCGUGCUGCUCUCCACCAAGGCUGUGUACUUUGUGCUCCACGACGGCCUCCGCCGCUACUUCUCAGAGCCACUGCAGGAUUUCUGGCAUCAGAAAAACACCGACUACAACAACAGCCCUUUCCACAUCUCCCAGUGCUUCGUGCUAAAGCUUAGUGACCUGCAGUCAGUCAAUGUGGGGCUUUUCGACCAGCAUUUCCGGCUGACGGGUUCCACCCCGAUGCAGGUGGUCACGUGCUUGACGCGGGACAGCUACCUGACGCACUGCUUCCUCCAGCACCUCAUGGUCGUGCUGUCCUCUCUGGAACGCACGCCCUCGCCGGAGCCUGUUGACAAGGACUUCUACUCCGAGUUUGGGAACAAGACCACAGGGAAGAUGGAGAACUACGAGCUGAUCCACUCUAGUCGCGUCAAGUUUACCUACCCCAGUGAGGAGGAGAUUGGGGACCUGACGUUCACUGUGGCCCAAAAGAUGGCUGAGCCAGAGAAGGCCCCAGCCCUCAGCAUCCUGCUGUACGUGCAGGCCUUCCAGGUGGGCAUGCCACCCCCUGGGUGCUGCAGGGGCCCCCUGCGCCCCAAGACACUCCUGCUCACCAGCUCCGAGAUCUUCCUCCUGGAUGAGGACUGUGUCCACUACCCACUGCCCGAGUUUGCCAAAGAGCCGCCGCAGAGAGACAGGUACCGGCUGGACGAUGGCCGCCGCGUCCGGGACCUGGACCGAGUGCUCAUGGGCUACCAGACCUACCCGCAGGCCCUCACCCUCGUCUUCGAUGACGUGCAAGGUCAUGACCUCAUGGGCAGUGUCACCCUGGACCACUUUGGGGAGGUGCCAGGUGGCCCGGCUAGAGCCAGCCAGGGCCGUGAAGUCCAGUGGCAGGUGUUUGUCCCCAGUGCUGAGAGCAGAGAGAAGCUCAUCUCGCUGUUGGCUCGCCAGUGGGAGGCCCUGUGUGGCCGUGAGCUGCCUGUCGAGCUCACCGGCUAGCCCAGGCCACAGCCAGCCUGUCGUGUCCAGCCUGACGCCUACUGGGGCAGGGCAGCAGGCUUUUGUGUUCUCUAAAAAUGUUUUAUCCUCCCUUUGGUACCUUAAUUUGACUGUCCUCGCAGAGAAUGUGAACAUGUGUGUGUGUUGUGUUAAUUCUUUCUCAUGUUGGGAGUGAGAAUGCCGGGCCCCUCAGGGCUGUCGGUGUGCUGUCAGCCUCCCACAGGUGGUACAGCCGUGCACACCAGUGUCGUGUCUGCUGUUGUGGGACCGUUGUUAACACGUGACACUGUGGGUCUGACUUUCUCUUCUACACGUCCUUUCCUGAAGUGUCGAGUCCAGUCCUUUGUUGCUGUUGCUGUUGCUGUUGCUGUUGCUGUUGCUGUUGGCAUCUUGCUGCUAAUCCUGAGGCUGGUAGCAGAAUGCACAUUGGAAGCUCCCACCCCAUAUUGUUCUUCAAAGUGGAGGUCUCCCCUGAUCCAGACAAGUGGGAGAGCCCGUGGGGGCAGGGGACCUGGAGCUGCCAGCACCAAGCGUGAUUCCUGCUGCCUGUAUUCUCUAUUCCAAUAAAGCAGAGUUUGACACCGUC